Toxorhynchites rutilus septentrionalis is the source of this 1250-nucleotide messenger RNA. RefSeq names its product protein phosphatase inhibitor 2 (gene I-2). Gene Ontology annotation, molecular function: protein phosphatase inhibitor activity. The transcript has 4 exons. Gene Ontology annotation, biological process: regulation of signal transduction. The record is from RefSeq and is a predicted model, not a curated record. The coding region runs from base 352 to 987 and encodes 211 amino acids. Lineage: Eukaryota; Metazoa; Arthropoda; Insecta; Diptera; Culicidae.
AUUGGCAUGAAAAAUUGCCGAUUUUGCAAGAGCUCCGAGGAGAAAGCAGAGCCCUUUCAUUAGAACCAACAAAAGAUUAUCAAAGCCGCAGCAGCAGCAGUAUUUUCUCAACCGUUUUCCUCCCGAAGAAAAGUGCAUUGUUGUGAACAAUCGCUUGCUGGCAUUUCAUCGAACUGCGCAAACUGUGCGGCUCCGAAGCGAAUCAUUUGGCGUGACAAGGUGAUAACGAAAAAGUGCUUCAGUGUUUCUCACAGUGAUCAGGUGUUGAGCAGGAGAAAGGGUGGAUUUUUUUUCUCGUGAACCGUUUGCAGGAAAUUCGUCAAAAUUAGUGCAGAAUCGAGAGUGCGUAAAAUGUCCCUCAACACGGACUCGCCGGAUGCGAAAAAGCCCUGCAAGGGCAUCCUGAAGUCAUCCAGCAGCUUCGAUAAGCACACGCCUUCUGCUGCCGCGUCGAGUAGUCACCGGAAGAGCGCUAAAUUUGACGAGCUGAAUGUUCUGCAGACAUACCACCCGCCGGACAAGGACUACGGUCACAUGAAGGUGGACGAACCGAAGACGCCAUAUAAUUACGUGGAGCAUACGGAUGUCGAUCAGCUGGACGCCGAGUUGCUGGCGGAAAAGCUUCGAGUGGCGGCCCAUUCGCGUAGCGCCUCGGUGUCGGAAGAAGAUGAGGAAUCUCCCGAAGAGGAGGAAGAACUCACCGAGGAACAAAAGAAACAAAAGCUGGAAUUUGCCCGGCGCCGUAAAGCGCAUUACAAUGAAUUUGAAGCUGUCCGACUGGCAAGGAAACUGAUCGAGGAGGAAGAUGAAGACGAUGAGGAGGAUGGAGACGACGCCUCGAAUUCUCAGGGGGCGAAAAGUAGUAAAAGUAAGGACCUUCAACAAAUGGAUGUUGAGGAUCAGGAUGAGGUCGACCGGAAGAGCGCUGACGGAGCUAGCAGUCAGCAAGCAGCGAGUAUCCAAGCUAAAGAAGCCGACGAAGUUUAGGAUAUGAAAUUAUAUUGAAGCAGAGAAGAGCUAUGUUGCGGUUCCAUGUGGAAAAAAACUCAAUCUCACUCAUGAUGCGCUUGUUUGGCUUCGAAGCGUAUCGCAGAAUGCUGAUGUAUUUAUGUAUACAUUGUGAACACCUAUUAAUAAGUAUAUUUUGGAUGUGUUUUUUCUCGGAUAAACCACAAGCAUCCAAAAUGGUUUAAUCCUAGUCGUCUUAGUUACAAACAGAUUAUUUAUAAAUUACAAUUUUUCUUCGCACA